Molecule: messenger RNA, 5625 nt
Organism: Phytophthora infestans T30-4
Lineage: Eukaryota; Oomycota; Peronosporomycetes; Peronosporales; Peronosporaceae
Product: formin-homology 2 domain-containing protein
Exons: 2
Coding region: 1-5541 (1846 amino acids)
Biological process (GO): actin filament polymerization; exocytosis; actin cytoskeleton organization
Cellular component (GO): WASH complex
Molecular function (GO): actin binding; small GTPase binding
Source: RefSeq, a predicted model, not a curated record
AUGAACAUUGAACUCAAAUUUUUGAUGUGGCGCAAGCGUCGCGGAUCGCUGGGUGGCAGCAACACGCCGCGUGAGUCUCCCAAUCUCAUGAACUCCAACUCGCUCACGAGCACGCCGUCCUCCAUGUCCAUCACCAGCAGUAGCCCAUUUUUCGGUAGUGACCCCAAUGCCAACGACCGCGCACUUGUGUUCCGGGUGGAAGUGCCAAGCCCAGGGCCACUGGGACUGGACCUGCGAGCGCGACACAUUGAACGGGACAAACCGCAGCGCGGCGCAGUUGUAAAGGGCUUUCGUCCGCUACAAGGCGAAAAACCUGGAUACGUCGAGUCAACGGGCCGCGUCAAGGUAGGCGACAUCCUGCAGAUUAUCCACAAGACGCCAAUAGACGACAUGCCAUUCGAGCAGAUCGUUAAACACGCGAUGCAGCUUCAGAAAGACCCAGCGGCCUGGCCUCUCGCCAUGGAGUUUCGACGCGAGCCCGAGAGACAGGACGUCAGCCACUCCACGUCGUCUAAGCCACGACGCAACAGUUUCUUUCGGUCCUCGAUCUCCAUGUCAAAUCCUGUUCAGGAUGCGAAUUUCAAUGAGAAAUUGCAGUACUUUCGUGACUUUUUCGCCACCAGGAUACCCACAGGCGGUGCUGCCCCCAAGGAGAAGGAGAAACCUCCUCGGCCGCCCAAAUGGGACACCGUUGACGAAAUGUAUCGGGAAUUAAUGUCCAAACGUGGAGUACCAGAAGAUGUGAUGGACGAAUUGAUUCGUAUUGAGUCACUGGAGACCAAAUGGCACGUCGUGUGGUACGCGCAGCAGAAUGAAAACGGAGACAACACGAAAUCGAACGCAAUGGAAGCGGAAAAGUUUGCGGAGCAUCUGGUGGAGCUGAAAUGGGACAACAAGGGCUUGAAGGAACUCGAGGCUCUUCGGGCGAAGAUCUCGAUCGUGUCGACGGACUGGUUAGAGUCUUUCCUGGCACAUUUCGGCUUGGACUACCUUACUAUGAAGCUGCCAGACCCGUCUCCAUUUCCCAUUGAAAAUUCCAAGUACGAGAAGGCUACGCGCGUGUGUGAGGUGAUCUUGCGAAUCUUACGGUCACUCACGCAUUUUACCGCAGGAGUGGAGGCGAUUACCAACACUCCGGGGCUUGUCAAGCGCGUAGCAUUGUGUUUCCACACGGAGAAUGGUGACGUGAAGAAGUAUACAUUGCAGCUGCUUGGAAUUGUAUGCUACAAUAGUGCGGCUGGACAUUCUGCUGUUAUUGAGGCGUUUGACCAUUACAAAGAGACCAAAGGCGAGGCUAUUCGCUUCAGUUGUCUGCGUGAUGCGCUCAAGUCGACACGGUACUCGUUGGUGUUUAAGGAAGACGUGCUGAGUUUUGUGAAUAUUAUCGUGAAUAAGGCCAUCCGAUUGGAAGAUCGACUGGCGAUUCGCUCCGACUUUAUGGCGCUUAAGAUGGCUGGUUAUUUCGAAGAGAUUCGUGCCAAAUCUCUUGCUGUACAACGCACUAAGUACCCCCUCGCUAGUUCCGCUGUGGGUGUCUCGCCUGAAGAAACGUCCAACGGAGUUCCAUCUCCAAUGCCUGGUGGCCCCGCGACUCCUUCGCCCCUCACGAACAAGCACAUUGCAAGGAAUACCCCCUCGCCUGUUUCGAGCUCUCGAUCCUCUUUAUCUCCUAUAACUGGGCGUGGUAAGGAUCCUGGGACCCCUCUGAGUAGAUUUGACUCCUUGAAGACUCUCGGUGGUCGCCGAUCGUCAAUAAGCAAGGGCGACGAUCAAAGCGGCCGUCUUUCAGCGAGCAAGAGCGCACCUCCUUCGCCCAUAGAUCGGGAGCCAGGAACGCUUUCUCCUGAUGGAGCAAUCGUCCGUUCUUCGCUUCCACUGGACAGCAAGGCUGGGCCGCGGUUUGGGAAUGGGAGCAAUAGCAUUAUCAGCAGCUCGGUGACGCAACUUCGGAACCAACUCGACAACAUGGAGAAGCAGAUCGAUGUGUUCGAACAGUUCAUGGAGGACGAUCGUAAAGACACGAUAUAUGAGCACACAGAUCUGGCCUCGGUGGAUAGUGUGUACCAGUCUCUCUUUGACAGUGUGGCGAACGACCCCGAGCUCCAAGCUUGCUUUCUGUCAAUUCUACAGCAGUUGCUCUUUAUUCCCGGCGAUCGCGUGAUUGGAAAGGAAAUGUGGGCGCUGUCUGAAAAGGUCAUGAAGCAGAUUACUUUGCUGGCUCCAGUCGAGGAAGUCCGCAAUUUCGAGCUGGGGUAUGAUGACCGCAAGACGCUUUUGAAAAUGCGGGACCGGUAUGCUCAGUUCUUGCAGAAAUGUGCUGACGGAGACCCCUUGUUUCAAUUUCGCAUGGGCCCGAUCAUUCUGAUUGAGAAUAAGGACCGGGACCACGAGGAUCUUGCGCUGUCGGACGUUACUGCUGACGAAACUGAUGAGGAGGAUGCUGCCUCGAGUGUGGCAGCACACGAUCACCCGGAGCUGGUGAAGUAUUUCAAGCUCCUAAAGAUGGGAAUGCCUAUGCAGCACGUGCAACUUAAGAUGAGCAGCGAAAGUCAAACCUUUGAUCCGUCAAUUCUGGAGACCCCAGAUAAGGUGAUCCAGCUGACGAAACCUCACGAGAAGAAGGGCACGCGAGCUGAGGAACACGAAAAAUUUACAAAGUUUUUUAAGCUCAAGAAGAUGGGGAUGCCGAUGCCACAUAUUGAGCUGAAAAUGUCGGCGGAGGGCCUUGACAGCUCGGUUUUGGAGACACCAGAUCUUCUACUUGAUGAAGAUGGUAAUGAAGUGAAAGAUGGUGCAGCUGGCACAGGUUUCACUGGCAUCCCAGUUAAGGAUCAUGAAAAGUAUGCCAAGUUUUUCAAACUAAUGAAGAUGGGUAUGCCUCUUGAGCAUAUUCAGCGGAAGGCAUCGACUGAAGGACUUGACGCGUCGUUGCUAAGCAAACCUGACCAGCUUCUGGAUGAAGAUGGUAAGAUUUUCGUUCUUGGACAGUCGGAACAAGGUUCUCAGGGAAUCCCUGUGAAAGAGCAUGAGAAGUUUGCUAAGUUUUUCAAGUUAUUGAAGAUGGGGAUGCCUCUAGAACACAUCAAGCUGAAGGCGUCGGCGGAGGGGUUGGACGGUGGGCUUCUAUCGACGCCAGACGUGCUUGUAAAUGAAGAUGGAAGCAAGUUUGUUGCAGCUGCGAGAGCUGCUGCAAAGGGAGUUCCUGUUAAGGAUCACGAGAAGUUUGCCAAGUUCUUCAAGCUGAUGAAGAUGAGAAUGCCUAUGGAGCACAUUAAACUGAAGGCGUCAGCUGAAGGCUUAGAUGGAGAGUUGCUGUCUACUCCUGAUGUACUGGUGGAUGAAGACGGAAAGAAGGUGGACGGGGCUCCAGCCACGCAGGCCAAGGGAACACCUGUGAAGGAUCACGAGAAGUUUGCUAAGUUUUUCAGGCUGCUCAAGAUGGGAAUGCCUAUGGAGCACGUAAAGCUGAAAGCUUCUUCCGAGGGUCUCGACGCCAACCUGCUGGAAACGCCCGAUAAGUUGGUUGGCGCGGACGGCAAGGAGGUGAAGGGCGAGGAUGUCGCUCCAAAGGGUGUUCCUGUCAAGCAGCACGAAAAGUUUGCAAAGUAUUUUAAGCUGAUAGAGAUGGGGAUGCCUCUACCCCACAUUAAGCUUAAAGCAGCGUCCGAGGGCUUGGAUGGCGACCUUCUUGAUGCGCCUGACAAACUGGUAGACGAGGAUGGGAAGGAAAUUAAAGCUGGCAGCGGGAAGAAGGUUGUGAUGGCAUCCGAACACCCGAGCUACGUCAAGUAUUUUAAGUUAUUGAAGAUGGGCAUGCCACGCCCACAGCUGGAGCUCAAGAUGAGCGCAGAGUCAUUGGACCCGAAAGUCUUAGACACGCCGGAUAAGAUGAUUCCAGAGGAUGUGUCUGGAACAGCUCCGAAGGCACCAGUGAAACCUGCUGUGACGGGACCUCCGAAGCCUAAGCUCCGGAACUUGUACUGGGAGGCGGUCAAGAGCGAGGAAACUACUGGUACGAUUUGGGAAUGUUUUGCGAGAGAAGAGGAUAAGAAGAACAAGACUAAGGAGUCUGCGGGUCCUCCGAGCGUCGCAGAUCUGUUUGCUGCAAGAGCAAAGAAUCAGAAGCCGAAGCCCAAGAAGGACGUGUUAGACAAGUUCGUCGACCAAUUGUCGGACAUUUUUGUGAACAAGCCUGCCAAAACAAAGGAGACCGAGGCAAAGAAGCCCACGAAGCGGCGAGCACCCACUCGUGUAGCUUUGAUCGACGCAAAACGAGCAAACAACAUCGGUAUCAUGCUAGCGCGGUUCCGACUGCCGUACUAUAAGCUUCGGAAUGCGGUGCUGCUGGUGGAUAAGGAUCUACUUUCUGUUGAGCGGGUGUCUGCACUGCUUCAGUUUGCCCCUGAGGACGAGGAGCUGGACGCUGUACGAGGUUACACAGGUGAUCCGAAGCUACUGGGUGAUGCAGAACAGUACUUCCGCGAAAUGAUUUGUGUGCCCCGGUUAACCACUCGGUUGCAAGCGAUUCAUGCGACAUGGCAGUUUGACGCGUACGUAGGGGAACAGCGAAAGUUAAUGGAGUCGGUGUCGAACGCGUGUCGUGAGUUACACGAUUGCGAGCCUCUCAAGGAUAUUUUCCGAGUUGUUUUGUCUCUUGGAAACGCUUUGAAUGAUGGCACAGCUCGCGGCGGGGCGAAGGGUUUCAGGUUAAACAUUCUGCUCAAACUGAAUCAGGUGAAGGCUGCUGAUAACUCGCUCAACCUGCUCAACUACGUUGCUAAGGUUCUGCGUGCUAAGGACCCGGCGAUCCUUGAGUUUGACAAGAGGCUUCCGUCCAUUGAGAGCGCAAGUCGAGUAACCACUCAGAUGCUUAAGGCAGGCGAAAGUGCAGUACGCAAGGCUGCGAAUCUCAUCUGCAACGAACUCGAAGUGCACGCGAAGUUGCCAGAGAAGGAGUACCCGCAGCCUAAUCCAGUGGCAGACUCUGAGGAGGAACCGCAGAAGAUCUCAGAUCGCUUCCAGGAGGUUGUCAAGCCUUUCGCUGACCGCGCGAAAAAAGCUUCCGAGCAAAUCGCCGAGGGCUUAGAGAGCAUGACGAAGCGCUUUGAGGAGACGGCGUCGUUCUACGGCGAAGAUCCGUCGAGUCCAGACUGUGGACCCGAUGCGUUCUUCUCCAUCUUCUAUUCAUUCGCCAAGGUGCUUCAGUCAGCUGAUCGUGACAAUGAGCGCAAACGCAUUGCUGAGGAGCGAAGGAUCCGGCGUGAGGAGGAGACCAAGAAGCGUCUGGAGCAACUCAAACUGAAGAAAAAGAAGAGUAGCUUUGCGGCGUUGAAGACUGGCGACGUUGACGACAUUGUGUCCAAGAUCCGCGCCAAGCGUGUAGAAGAGAAGCGGCGCGAGAUGCUCGCGGUAAAUGGGUCCGCACCUCCUUCAUCGACGGGGUCAAAUCGGGGAUCAGCUAAUGUGCCACGCAGUAGUUCCAGCAACAACUUUAAAGCUGCCGCAGCCGCAGUGCCCACACCUGCCAUGGAUGCCGUAUAAGUUGGCGUGUGUGCGUAUUCGUUCGUAUGAUCAAAAGCAAUGGGGAGUAGCAUGUUUGUGCAAAUGCAACUACCAAGAUAUGAC